ACCCACACUGUCGUCCCGCCACUCUGCCCGCUCAACCCCGCACUCCAGCUCAGCGAUGCAGAACUCCACAACCUCCAUCCACCACCUCCCGGCCGAGAUCCUCUCAGAGGUCUUUCUGUGCUUAUUGAGUUCCAUUUCUCGACACCCUGACAUCAAGAACCCAAUGGUCGCGCUCGAUCGCGUCGUGUCGCUGGUCUGCAAAUCCUGGAGAACUAUCGCGCACGACGAGCCCCGCCUCUGGGUCGAAAUCGUAGCACCAGACCGGAUUCCCGAUGCGCUCGCCCUUGUGCAUCGCUACCUCCCUCGCUCCGGCAGCUUGCCACUCCAUCUCGUGUCGAGAACGUCGCCAGAUGUACUAUUGCCAUUCAUAUCUGCGCUCUCUCCCUAUGCAUCGCGCUGGCGGUCUUGUCAUAUGCGCGGAACGUGCGCGUCGUUUUCGGAGAUGACGCCGGUGGCUACUCCGCUCCUAUCCGGCGCGCGAGUCCAUGUGGACUUGCCUGAGGGCGAGGGAGAGCAGCGCCUCUCGCUGCAUGUUCUCGCUGACGCGCCCUGGCUGUCGCAGCUCACGAUCAUAUGCGUGAACAAAGGCCCUUUCGCAAUCUCGCUCCCGCUCCUGGCGAACCUCACCUUGCUGGAACUCGGUGUGAACACCCACAGCCUUUCCGACCUGUUCGAGUCCUUGCGUUCAUGCCACCGGACCCUGCGCGAGCUCCGCCUCGGGAUCAAGGAAUUUCACAAGCUCACCCUCGAAGGCCAUGGAUCAUGGCCCGUGCUGCAGCUGAUCACACCGCCCGCCCUCCGUUUGAAAGCGCUCAUCAUACGCACGCCUAUCGACCACGGCAUUUUACUCCAGUGCCUCGCGCGCACGCCCAACCUUGUAUCCCUGAGUCUCGGGAUAAGCCCUGCGUCGCGGUUGCUUUUGCGGGGCCUCACCAUCCGUGAUUCUAACGACCCCGGCAUGUUGGUUCCCAGACUGCAGCUCAUGGCGUGUGAUUGCGCCGGAGACCUAGACGCGCUCAACGAGUUCUUCGAAGGAAGGUUGUGGCCGCGGGUCUUGCGCAACGGGACGCGCAUUGAGAUGCGGAUUAUGCUCCCACAAAAGGUCAUGGAUUCCCUGUUGUUGAUUGGGAACCAGUAUGCGCCCGUGGACAACCCUUGGGUGAUGGAAGUGCGCCGGCAGCGAAGGGCGAUGCAGGGCCGAGCUUGAAAACCUCAGGCUACUC
Molecule: messenger RNA, 1223 nt
Organism: Schizophyllum commune H4-8
Lineage: Eukaryota; Fungi; Basidiomycota; Agaricomycetes; Agaricales; Schizophyllaceae
Exons: 4
Coding region: 56-1207 (383 amino acids)
Molecular function (GO): protein binding
Source: RefSeq, a predicted model, not a curated record